Molecule: messenger RNA, 1776 nt
Organism: Plasmopara halstedii
Lineage: Eukaryota; Oomycota; Peronosporomycetes; Peronosporales; Peronosporaceae
Product: methylenetetrahydrofolate reductase
Exons: 1
Coding region: 1-1776 (591 amino acids)
Biological process (GO): tetrahydrofolate interconversion
Cellular component (GO): cytosol
Molecular function (GO): FAD binding; methylenetetrahydrofolate reductase [NAD(P)H] activity
Source: RefSeq, a predicted model, not a curated record
AUGAAGGUCAUCGACAAAAUCAACGAAAGCAUUGAGCGCCAAGAAGUUUUCUACUCGUUCGAGUUUUUCCCACCAAAGACGCUUGCGGGCGUGGAUAAUCUUUACGCACGCAUGGACCGCAUGGCAGCACUGGAGCCGCUUUUCUGCGAUAUGACAUGGGGCGCUGGCGGCUCCAGUGCGCGGCUCACACUGGAGCUUAGUGCCAAUGCGCAAAAGCUUAGUGGCUUAGAAAUGCUCAUGCACAUGACUUGCACCAACAUGACCGAGGCUGACAUCAAGAAGGCGCUCAACCAGGCCAAGGAUGCUGGCAUUCAAAACAUCCUCGCGCUGCGUGGAGAUCCCGUGCGGGGGGCGACUAGCUUCGACGAGUGCGAUCGCGGCUUCUCUCACGCGAUUGAUCUCGUGAGGUUCAUUCGCAAGACUUAUGGUGAUUACUUUUGCAUUGGCGUGGCAGGAUAUCCUGAAGGUCACACGGAAAGUACGGACAAGAAGACUGACACCCAAUAUCUUAAAGAGAAGGUUGAUGCUGGUGCCGAUUUUGUCAUCACUCAAUUUUUUUAUGACGUGCAGAUUUUUGUGAAGUUUGUGGAAGAGUGCUGUGCCAUCGGUAUCACUGUACCCAUAAUUCCCGGGAUUAUGCCGAUUCAAAAUUAUGGUGGCUUUGAGCGCAUGACGUCCUUUUGCAACAUCAAGGUGCCAGACGCAGUGCGCAGAUCCUUGGAUCCCAUCAAAGACAAUGACGAAGCAGUAAAGAAUUUUGGUGUUCAGCUUAGCAUUACGAUGAGCCAGCAGUUGAUUGAUGCUGGCGUGCCGGGCCUGCACUUCUAUACGCUUAACUUGGAGCGUUCCGUGCGUCGCAUUCUGGAAGGACUGUCAUCAUUAUCCAGCCGCGUCCCGCGUCGUGAGUUGCCGUGGAAGAUAUCCACGCUCUCCAAGCGUGCGUCAGAGAGUGUGCGCCCGAUCUAUUGGUCUAAUCGGCCUAAAAGCUACGUGCAUCGCACCGCCAUGUGGGACGAAUAUCCGAAUGGCCGCUGGGGUAACAGCGAAAGUCCAGCUUUCGGUGAGCUCACGGAAUCGCAUUUUGCGCCUUCGGGUACGUCAACGCUGAAAGAGCGUCGCGCCAUGUGGGGGGAUACUCCGGCCACCAAGGAAGACAUUCACCAUACUUUUGUGAGAUAUGUACGUGGUGAAAUCUCGAGUCUACCAUGGUGCGACGCUGCACUGCACGCCGAGACGUCAACUAUACAGCAGGAGUUAGCCUCUGCUAACUCUGCUGGUUUCUUAACGAUUAACAGCCAGCCACGUGUGAAUGGAGUGGCUUCGGACGAUCCGAUAUUCGGUUGGGGAGGGCCCGGAGGUCGCGUGUACCAAAAGGCGUACGUCGAGUGCUUCGUGUCGCCUGAGAAUAUGAAAAUUGUAAUCGAAAAUUCAGCCAAGAAGCCUUCGGUGCAGUAUCAUGCCGUGAAUUUGCAUGGUCACUCAUACUCGAAUGCCAGUAAAUCGGCUGUGGCCGUGACGUGGGGUGUUUUCCCGAAUAAAGAGAUUCUGCAGCCUACGAUUGUAGAUAGUAGCAGCUUUUUAGUGUGGAAAGACGAGGCAUUUGCGUUGUGGAUUAAGAUGUGGGCAUCAUUGUAUGCAGAGAGCAGCCAGUCGGAGAAACUGUUGAACGAGAUAUACAGCACAUACUUCCUGGUGAGCAUCGUAGACAAUGAUUUUAUAAACGGCAACAUUUGGGAAUUGUUUGAAGCAUCGGUGUCCCCUGCCACCUUGCUGUGA